CAGAGCGCCACAACCAUGGUGAGCGAGUCCCCAGGGCCGGGCGCCACGGUUCUCUGGCGGCGAAGUGACGAGGCGCUGAGCGUGAACGUGGGCGGCGUGCGGCGGCGGCUGAGCGCGCGCGCCCUGGCGCGCUUCCCGGGCACGCGGCUGGGCCGCCUGCAGGCCGCGGCGUCGGAGGAGCAGGCGCGGCGCCUGUGCGACGACUACGACGCGGCCGCUCGGGAGUUCUACUUCGACAGGCACCCGGGCUUCUUCCUGGGGCUGCUGCACUUCUACCGCACCGGCCACCUGCACGUGCUCGACGAGCUGUGCGUCUUCGCCUUUGGCCAGGAGGCCGAGUACUGGGGCCUGGGCGAGAGCGCGCUGGCCACGUGCUGCCGCGCGCGCUACCAGGAGCGGCGUGUGGCGCGGCCGCGCGCCUGGGACGAGGACAGCGACGCGCCGAGCAGCGUGGACCCGAGCCCCGGCGAGAUCUCCGACGUGCAGCGCGAGCUGGCGCGCUACGGCGCGGCGCGCUGCGGCCGCCUGCGCCGCCGUCUCUGGCUCACCAUGGAGAAUCCGGGCUACUCGCUGCCCAGCAAGCUCUUCAGCUGCGUCUCCAUCGGCGUGGUGCUCGCCUCCAUCGCCGCCAUGUGCAUCCACAGCCUGCCCGAGUACCAGGCCCGCGAGGCGGCCGCAGCCGUGGCUGCGGUGGCCGCGGGCCGCAGCGCGGAAGACGUGCGGGACGACCCGGUGCUGAGGCGCCUGGAGUACUUCUGCAUCGCCUGGUUCAGCUUCGAGGUGUCUUCGCGCCUCCUGCUGGCGCCCAGCCCGCGUAACUUCUUCUGCCACCCGCUCAACCUAAUCGACAUUGUGUCCGUGCUGCCUUUCUAUCUCACGCUGAUGGCUGGCGCGGCGCUCGGCGACCAGGGAGGUGCGGGCGGCGAGGAUCUCGGCGACCUGGGCAAAGUGGUGCAGGUGUUCCGCCUCAUGCGCAUCUUCCGCGUGCUCAAGUUGGCGCGCCACUCCACCGGGCUGCGCUCGCUGGGCGCCACACUCAAGCACAGCUACCGUGAGGUGGGGAUCUUACUGCUGUAUCUGGCCGUGGGUGUGUCAGUGUUCUCCGGUGUGGCCUACACAGCUGAGAAGGAGGAGGACGUGGGCUUUGACACCAUCCCAGCCUGCUGGUGGUGGGGCACAGUGAGCAUGACCACCGUGGGCUAUGGGGAUGUGGUGCCCGUGACGGUGGCCGGCAAGCUGGCAGCCUCGGGCUGCAUCCUCGGGGGCAUCCUGGUGGUAGCGCUCCCCAUCACCAUCAUCUUCAAUAAGUUCUCUCACUUCUACCGGCGCCAGAAGGCUCUGGAAGCCGCAGUGCGCAACAGUGGCCACCAGGAGUUUGAAGACUUGCUGAGCAGUGUCGAUGGGGUGUCGGAGGGGUCUCUGGAGACAUCCCGAGAGACCUCCCAGGAGGGAAGGUCUGCAGACCUGGAGGCCCAGGCCCCCAGUGAGCCUCCAAACUCUAAGAUUUAUUAA
Messenger RNA from Eptesicus fuscus (big brown bat), 1512 nucleotides. It is a transcript of the gene KCNS1, whose product is annotated as potassium voltage-gated channel modifier subfamily S member 1. Gene Ontology annotation, cellular component: voltage-gated potassium channel complex; membrane. The record is from RefSeq and is a predicted model, not a curated record. Bases 16 to 1512 code for a protein of 498 amino acids. The transcript is spliced from 2 exons. NCBI's taxonomy places the organism in Eukaryota, Metazoa, Chordata, Mammalia, Chiroptera, Vespertilionidae. Gene Ontology annotation, molecular function: delayed rectifier potassium channel activity; protein binding. Gene Ontology annotation, biological process: protein homooligomerization; regulation of delayed rectifier potassium channel activity; potassium ion transmembrane transport.